GUGACGAUCGGAUCAUUGGAGAUCUAGUGGCCUCCAAAGCUGAUAUCGGAAUUUCAGGUUUAUACAUGACCAACGCUCGUUAUUCGUUGGUCGAUUUUUCUCCUGUUAUUUUGCAAGAUUGUGGGACAUUCGUAUCUUUGGGAUCAUUUGCUCUGUCCAAGUAUAGGGCGAUAUUCGGUCCAUUUCACUGGAGCAUUUGGGUUAUGGUGGUGAUCACUUAUAUGGUGGCUAUAUUUCCCAUAGCGUUCACAAAUAACCGUAAUGUGGGAACGCUGUGCAAGAGUCCCAAACAGCUGGAAAGCAUGUGCUGUUAUAUGUUCGGGACAUACACGAAUCUGUUCACAUUUAAAGACGUCAAGUCUUGGACCAAUACCAAAAUGGGAUCAACCAGACUCUUUAUUGGAACGUAUUGGAUUUUUACGAUUAUUAUUACGACGGCCUACACUAGUUCGAUAAUAGCAUUCAUAACAUUACCAGAACAACCGGUGAUAGUGGAUAAAUCAUACCAAUUGGUCGAUCAAGGCUACAGAGUAAUGACAUUAGGUAAUUGCAGUCUUGUUAAGUAUUUUAAUGAAUUAAAUUAAAAAUAUUCAAAUUCUUUUUUGAAUACUAUUAUUUUAAAUAGGUAUUUUUUAAAAAAAGUAAUUAACAUAGCCCUACGCCCCAACGUAAGUAUUUUGAAUUUUUUUAUUCAUUCAAAAAAUACUUUUUUUAAGGAACUAAAACGUUUUAUAUUUGUGACAAAACUAAUUAUAUAAAUAUAAUAUUAGUAUCGGUAAUUAUUGUUAAGUACUAACGUUAUCACAUUUUGUUAUUGUGGUACCUACUACUAUGAAGUAUAAAUACCUACCAGUGGGUACUAUA
Molecule: messenger RNA, 864 nt
Organism: Acyrthosiphon pisum (pea aphid)
Lineage: Eukaryota; Metazoa; Arthropoda; Insecta; Hemiptera; Aphididae
Product: ionotropic receptor 21a-like
Exons: 3
Coding region: 66-584 (172 amino acids)
Cellular component (GO): membrane
Molecular function (GO): ligand-gated monoatomic ion channel activity
Source: RefSeq, a predicted model, not a curated record